This is a messenger RNA of Symbiodinium sp. CCMP2592, 3010 nucleotides long. The record is from the annotation of a GenBank genome assembly. NCBI's taxonomy places the organism in Eukaryota, Dinophyceae, Suessiales, Symbiodiniaceae.
AUGAAGGCCAACGCUGGCGAAACCAGCGGCCGGAUUCUUCUCCAGACAAACAUCUUGGACGAGAACGAUCAGCCAACCGAGCUCACUCUCCGAUGCAUCAUGGAGAUUGCCCGAACGGACAACAACCGAAUGUUUGAGUUCUUCUAUUCCGUGAUCAAUGAUGAUGGAAGUCCUCAGUUCGUCGGGGUUCGCGCGGCAUACGGAUUCGGCCCCGAUAGCUUUAACCGUUUCCGACGGCUGACUAAGUCUCAGCACGGGCCGUUUCUCCAGCUUGCAGUCGAGCACUACGUCGCCGGCGAGCGAAAGAGGAACGUGGUCCGACACCACCCCCAGUACGGCUGGGGUUGCGCAACGAUUCGCGAGUUCUUCGGGUACAUGAGCGAUUGUCAUGUCGGGCCUCCGAAGGGACAACUGUUCCUUACCCUGCUCCCGUAUGCUCCCGGAUCUGGGAAGAACAAUGAGUGGGAGGAGGUGUACAUGAAUGCCCGGAUGAAUCCGAUGCGCGAGACGCUAUCGAAUACUGCGUUGUCGCAUACCAUGCUUCCCGAGGGCAUGGGAUCCAACCGCAUGAUUGUGUUUGCGAUUGAUCUGCACAUGAUUGCCGCGGGUCUCAACCCGGUGUCCUUCCACCCGAGAGGAUAUUAUGCGAUCAAGGACAGUAUCCCUCUCGCGCGCAUGCCGAUUGCAUACUUCAUGGACUCGGGUGCUUUGGUGUUCAACACGGCAUUCAAGUACAUUGGAGGUCCGAAGUUUGGCACCGGCCCGGAGCGAGCAAACCACAAACGAGAAACGUGGCCUCUCGCAAGCUUCGAUUGCCCGAUGUGCGGGACUGCGUUUCCCGUAGGGCUCCACAUGUGCCACGCGUGCACGAAGCCGGUUCAUUACCCUGGUGGGAUGUUCUACGCCGAUCCAGUGAACCCAUUCCAGGUAGCUUAUUACGGCAGUCACGCUCAAUGGCUUAACGAUCUGAUUGAGAGAAACACACUCUCGGAGUUCAAGCUCCAUGAGUACCCUGCGAUCAAGCACCUGAGAAACUUUCCGGUGUCCAGGGCUCUCUCUGAAGAUCACAGGCAGACCGCAUUCUUUGGCGUGCCUCCGAUUAAGUGCGUCGCGGUUGACACGUUGCCGAAGGAGGUGGAGUUGUUCAAGAAGAGUGUGCGCGGCACGAUUCAAGUCGCCAUCCGCUUGGAUAUCUCCAUCGAGAGGCUUGUCGCCGGAAUUACUGGCAAGGAAGCCCGAAGCGGUGUGCUUGAUUUCCUUGAAUCGAGAUCAAUCCAGUGCGCUACCACGAUUGUCAAGCACUUCGGAGCGAUCUUCGCGACAUGUCGCGAAAAGCCACUGUGCUUCUACGCACGGUGGUCGAUUCAUUGCCAACGCGCAUACCGCAUCUGCCUGGAGCGCGGAUAUCUUUCUCCCUUCUACACAGGGGAGAGAGUCGAUUAUUGUAUCGACGGAGACAUGAUUCAGAAACUCCGUCUGGCGCACCUGCCUUUGCAGAACGCCAACUUGGAGAUGAGGAGGCACAUCCGACUCUCUACCGAGUUUGACACCCUCGAUGAAUUCCGCGCCACGAUCACAGACACGCAGAAGUACCAACGGUACAUGCGGAUUGAUAGCGAAAGUCUUUCAGCGCUCCUUGCCAAGGGUGCUGCUCAGGCAACUGGGGAUCCCAAAGGAAAAGGAAAAGGGGAUGAUGCCCAGGCUAUCAACUGGCGUGAGCUGGAUCCCUUGGGGCGGAAAAGAAUUCCGCACCACACCGAUGCCCGAUUCAUGAUUAUCGAUGAGGGCAACACCGAGCAUCUCGAUGCUCCUGAUACGCCUGAGCAGGCUCGAAAGGAUUUCAAGGACUUUGUCCGAGAUCAUGGAUCCAAGACGAAGCAAAUUCUCGAGGACGAUAAGACUAUCGAGAGUACGUUCUUCGAUCUUGUCGAUGGCGUAAAGGAUCAGCUCCCCGAUGUGAAGAGCACCGAUCCGACGAAGAUGUCGAUGAAAACCGAUGUCUUCGAGGCUCUGCCGGAUGAGCUGGAUGAGCCGGAUGAACUCUUCGAUGUCGCAGCUCGACGAAGAAGGCAGCGAGAAGAGGCGCCACAGCGCCAUGUACAACCUUCUACUCGGAGAGAGGUCGCGACACCUGAAGCUCACAAUGUUCCCGUGCCAACGGAGGACGAUGACGAUGAAGAUGACAGUGAGCUAGAUCGGGUGAUCCGCCCGAAGCAAGCGGCCAAGCGCCCCGGGCGAGAACACCUUGGUGGUGUCGCUCUUGAGAUGACGCCGCCUUCGCCGCGCGAUAUGCCGCCGCCCUCGAAUCCACCGGUUCGGAAGUCGCAGCGGCAGACAGGAUUCAGCGGAUUCAGCGUGCCUCACCCGGAAGGGGAGACUUUGCGUGUAACGGGGAGGGCAGAGUACUCUAACAAACUAAAGCUGCCCAUGGUUCUGCGAAUCAAAACGCGGGUGCCCGAGCCAGACUUGGAGAAACCCGCGAUCGAAGAAAUCAUUCGCAUGUACCACGCCCGAAGCACGCUAUCGGCCAUCAGGAAGAAGGCUGCGGCUGUCCUCAUUGCGAUGAACGCCAAUCCUGAUGAUGAUAUCAACAUGAAGGCAGCCGAUGUGCAGGUCUCCUAUGCGAUGGAUACGGGAUCAGUGAGGGCUGCAUCCCCUGGGGGUACAUCUGCCACCACUGCGGAACAGAUCAACCCCAAGUUCCCUGGACCGUCGCUUCGAACGGCCUCGAAUCCGCCAGCGAAGGCGCCCCGCGAUGAAAAGUGGGCUCCUUCAAUCACGCGACCAGCGCCAGCCCGAGUGAUUACAAGCACGGAGGGGCGAGGUCGCACGCAACAGCGAUCUGCUGAAGCCACGGUGCCUGCACGGCCUGCACCUUCCGAUACAACAUCCUCUGAGCCUCGAUUGCGUACGAUGGGCCCGGCCAAAGAAACAACGGCCAAGGGCAAAUCCCGAUCUGGCUCCGACGUCGCUGAGCCUGAUGAAGUGAGGCAACCGACGAAGGGCAAAG